GCGGGCGAGCGCUACCGCUUCGACCACGUCUGUGACGCCGACGCGCACACGACGGAGGUCUACGACCACGCCUGCCGGUCCAUCGUCGGCGACCUCGUCUGCGGCCGGAGCGGCACGCUCCUCGCGUACGGCCAGACGGCGUCGGGCAAGACGCACACGAUGCAGGGCUUCAUGCGCCUCGCGUGCGAGCAGAUCUUCGAGGCCGAGGGCGAGACGACGGUGUCCUGCGUCUACCUCGAGGUCUACAACGAGGCCGUGCGCGACCUGCUGAACCCCGAGUCGGCCGUCGCGCUCCGCGAGGAGAAGCACCGGGGCGUCUACGUCGCCGGCGCGCACCGCGUCGUCAUCCGCGACCCCAACGAGCUCGACGCGCUGCUGAAGCGCGGCGAAAAGCGGCGGCGCAUCGGCAAGACGCGCAUGAACUCGCGGAGCUCGCGGAGCCACGCGGUGCUCCAACUCCACGUGGCGACGGACGUCCGCGGCGUCGUGUUCUCGGCCACGCUCAGCCUCGUGGACCUCGCCGGGUCGGAGAAGCCCCGGCGGUCCCGGGCCGAGCACCCGAGCCGGAGCCAGCGCGCGAACUUCGCGGAGGGCGUCAUGAUCAACAAGUCGCUGACGACGCUGUCGCACGUGCUCAAGCAGCUCGGCGACGGCGAGCGCGCGCCGAGCUUCCGCAACUCCAAGCUCACGCGCCUGCUGCAGCCGACGCUGAGCGGCGGCGCGAAGCUCGCGCUCGUCUGCUGCGUCGCGCCGGGCACGGCGUGCCUCGAGGAGACGCGGACGACGCUGCAGUUCGGCCAGCGCGCGAACCGCGUC
Messenger RNA from Aureococcus anophagefferens, 816 nucleotides. RefSeq lists its product as hypothetical. NCBI's taxonomy places the organism in Eukaryota, Pelagophyceae, Pelagomonadales, Pelagomonadaceae. Gene Ontology annotation, biological process: microtubule-based movement. The transcript has a single exon. The record is from RefSeq and is a predicted model, not a curated record. The annotation marks the transcript as partial. Gene Ontology annotation, molecular function: microtubule binding; microtubule motor activity; ATP binding.